Molecule: messenger RNA, 4034 nt
Organism: Xyrauchen texanus (razorback sucker)
Lineage: Eukaryota; Metazoa; Chordata; Actinopteri; Cypriniformes; Catostomidae
Product: ARF GTPase-activating protein GIT2-like
Exons: 21
Coding region: 365-2374 (669 amino acids)
Biological process (GO): regulation of ARF protein signal transduction; brain development
Molecular function (GO): protein binding; GTPase activator activity
Source: RefSeq, a predicted model, not a curated record
CGUUUCCCGCAUUAAUGCGUUAAACGCAUCAUUAUCAUUGUUGUAGAUUAUCAUCCAGACUGGCGUGCAGCGCAGUUAUAUGAUGUCAAUAAGAGCACGAAACAGAGAGAUCUGCGCCGACUGCAGCGCUCCCGCUGAAGUUCCACUUACCGCACUCUGGAGUAAACAGGUGGUACUACAAGCAUGCAUUCUUCUCUUCGUUUUUUGGCGGAUCGCAAACAACAUCUAAGAUGCUCGUUGGGCUUCAAUCAAUCGUGGCAUUUUGAUUUGUGAUGAAUGCUGCAGUGUUCACCGAGGUCUAGGUCGCCACAGUUCUCAGGUCCGGCACCUGACCCAAACUCUGUGGCCCCCAUCUCAGCUACAGAUGGUGAAAUCUUUAUACAAUAAUGGAGCAAAUUCAAUCUGGGAACACAGUCUUCUGGAUCCAUCUUCCAUCAUGAGUGGAAAGCGUAAAGCAAACCCUCAGGACAGAGUCCACCCCAACAAAACAGAUUUCAUAAAGGCUAAAUAUCAAAUGCUGGCUUUUGUUCAUCGAAUGCCGUGUCGAGAAGAUGAUAGUGUCACUGCUAAAGACCUCAGCAAGCAACUUCACUCAAGUGUGAGAACCGGCAAUUUGGAAACAUGUCUAAGGCUCUUGUCAUUGGGAGCGCAGGCUAACUUUUUCCAUCCAGAGAAAGGAAAUACUCCAUUACAUGUGGCAGCUAAAGCAGGCCAGCUGUUACAGGCAGAGCUGCUUACGGUGUACGGGGCAGAUCCAGGAGCACUGGAUAGUUCUGGAAAUACUCCAAUUGACUACGCAAGGCAAGCAGGACACCAGGACCUUGCUGACAGGCUGGUGGAGAUACAGUUUGAGCUGACAGACAGAAUAGCUUUCUAUCUGUGUGGAAGAAAGCCAGAUCAUAAAAACGGUCAACACUUUCUAAUCCCUCAAGUAGCAGAUAGCAGUCUUGAUUUGUCAGAAUUGGCCAAAGCAGCUAAGAAGAAACUUCAAUCUCUCAGUAAUCAUCAGUUUGAAGAACUAGCCAUGGAUGUUUACGAUGAAGUUGACAGAAGAGAAACAGAUGCAGUGUGGCUUGCAACUCAGAACCACAGCACUUUGGUCACUGACACUACAGUGGUACCUUUCCUCCCUGUCAACCCUGAAUAUUCUGCUACUAGGAAUCAGGGCCGGCAGAAGCUUGCAAGAUUCAAUGCACAUGAGUUUGCAACGUUGGUUAUUGAUAUUUUAACUGAUGCCAAACGCCGUCAGCAAGGAAAUUCUCCUGAUAAUUUCAAAGAUAAUGUAGAGUUAAUUCUGAAGGAUAUUAGCAACCGGCACGGCAGUGGAAGUCCAGAGAUUGAACAACCGGAUUAUGACAGUGUGGCUUCAGAUGACGAUACAGAGCUGGAUUUAACAUCGGGAAAAGACGAGCGGACCAAGAGCUCUGAAUCUUCAGACUUGUCAGACAACCCCAUCACUGUGCAGGAGUUCAUGGAGGUGAAAAGUGCACUCAAUGCCUCUGAGGCAAAGAUCCAGCAGCUCCUCAAAGUCAAUUGUCAUCUUAGUGAGGAGCUGAGACUCAUGCAGAGCAAGUUGAACUCCCUUCAGAGUGAGAACAGCACUCUGAAAUGGCAGACUCCUAACAGUCUGGGAAGGCCGCAGGACCUCCCACACAGGGCGCCUCCACGUGGCUGCAGAGCCAUGUCAAUGUAUGAGACUGGCUCCGGUUUAAGGCAGUACCACCCUAGAGGAGAGACCGUCCGUCCUGACACAACCCUUACUCUUCAACCAUUGCCAUCGAAUAUUGGGAAGGGUCCUUCCGCGACCGCCUUCUCAUCCCUUCCCUCGUUCCCCUCAUCUCUGUCCUGGUCGUGGGAUGAGAGAACCCAAAGGGGCUGCAGCCUAGAUGCCCAGAGAAACAUGCCAGAGAGUGACUACGACAAAACACUUAACCAUGUCACAUUGGAAGAUCCUAGGGGAAGAGGGAGCAGCUGGUUGGGCGAUGGAACAGUCCCACAAUCAGAAAACCCAUCUGAGGUUGAGUGUGACUCUAAUUUACCAUGUACGGAGGAUGUCAUCAGCAAAACAGAGCUGAUCACAAAGAACAUCCAGGAAUUACUGAGAGUUGCACAGGAGAAUAAUCAUGAGAGCUUUGUCCCGUGUUCAGAGAGAAUUCUUGUUGCAGUUACAGAAAUGGCUACGUUAUUUCCUAAGAGGCCGAGUUCCGAGAUGGUCCGUGGGUCCUUGCGUCUGCUGACCUCCAGUGCCAGUCGUUUGCAGGGUGAAUGUCAAAAGGCCACACCACACGACUCCCAGCAGGUUAUUCAGUGUGCCUAUGACAUUGCAAAGGCUGCUAAGCAGCUAGUUACUGUAACCACCAAAGACAGUAACUGACUUAUGAGUUUUUGAAAACCUUUCCUGUUCAUUUUCUUAAUUUGCUUCGUUCCUGUUUUAUGGCAACAGUGUUAUUGAUUGUGUUAUGUUCCUGCAUAAAACAGUUUGUUUUGUGAAUUAAAAAAACUUUAAUUAAAUUUUUUACAUAUAUGCUUUCUACAUUGAUUAACUUCAACGUUUAAGGCACUAAGCCUCGAUAAGCAAUGGCCUACUUUUUGUCCCAAAUAAAAACAUUUUAAAUGAAACCAAUAUUGUAUUUGCUUCCAUGGUGCUAAUUAACAGAUGAGUGUUACAGGUUUCACUGUAUUCUUUUAUUAUUAUUUUUUUAAUUAAUGUAAAGCGUCUUUGAGUACCUUGAAAAGUGCUUUAUAAAAUUGUUUUAUUAUUAUUAUUAUUCCUUACAAUGUCUGUUUUGAUUGUGUGUGGAUAAACAUUUACUACCUGCACAUUUAAAAAAAAAGUUUCAGUUUGACAAGAAAAUCAUUGCCUGGUUCUUUGCCAUUGGACUGGGCUGCUGUCAAAAAUCAGCUGGUGAAGUUAGUGUGCCAUCUUGAAAAACAGCUUACUCAGAAUGUGACCGUGAUGUAGAUGUAAGGGUGCAAAAUGCCUAAUUUCCUGUGCAAUAAAUACCUUUUAAGCCUUGCUGCAAAAAGCUACCUUACCCUUCCUGUUGUUACCACUGUAAUAAGUAUUCAGAGUGUAUAGUCAUAUUAUGGAGUGCUUUAUGUGAACUGUUAUACAUAAUUUAUAUGUGUGUUUGGGUUUUAAUUAUAAACUUAAAAUAUAUACUCCCUCACGCGACACUCUGGAAUGUGAUAUGUAGUGCACCAACUUUGGGCUGGAAACAUGUUUCAUUUAUUUAUAAAUAUUUUCACUAUAAAUAAUGCUUUUACAAAAACAAUUAUCAUUGCUAUCCAUUCCAGAUUAUGGGUUCUAUGUCAUUUGUUUAAUCCCAGGUUUCUCUGUGAAGAUUUGUAUUCAUUCAGCUCAUUGAAGACUGAAAGUAUGACAGUGUUUUAGUGCCAAGUUAAAAUAAAUAUAAAAAUCCAAGAUUUUGUAACAUUACGAGAAUAAAUGUUUUGAAAAUAAUCUCAUAAUGGGACGUUACUUUCGCAGAUUAUGAGAUUAUUUUCAUAACAUUAAGACUUCAAUGUUUAAUUCUCGAAAUCCUCGUAUUUUUUUUUUUUUGAACUUGGCAGUAAAACGUCCUCUUAUGGCAGUUUAUUCAUUGUUAACUGGACAACAAAAGCCCAUUAAUAAACUGUGAUAUUUAAUUGAUAAAUCAGUGGUUACAUUGUCCAAAGAAUGUGUUCUUGUGUUGUCUGAAAGGAAGAAAAAAACACCAAUAACACAAACAAUAGCCAAACAGCUGCCAGUUGCUGUGCUAGUGAUUAUGGGUUUAUGUGGUAUUGCUUUUAACACAUUGUAUUAUAUUUAUUUUCAAGUUAUCACACAUGUAAGAUGCUGGUUGUCAAUUAUGUAUGCCUAAUCUUUUCCUUGUAUUUCUUGCACUUGUAGCUGGUGGAUAUGUACUCAUGCAUCUUCCUGCUCAAUGUUGAAGGCUACUAUGGCCUUCAUAUGGGAUAAACAUCAUGCAGUUGAUGCUGCUUCCAUUGGUCUUGUUACUAAAUAUAAUAAAACCGCAUUUUAACUGCAAAAA